AUUGCUGCCAUUGUGCCAGAGGAUCUGCCAAUUCACAAUUCUUUUUCUUCUGUAAUUUAUUAUGUCUCGCCACAAUUUGAACAUUUCCAAUUAAAAUGGUUUAAUACAAGAAGCUGUAGAAUAGUGUUUAUUUAAUUUUAAUUUGGUACAGAAAGUGAAAAUAUAAAGCCUGAAAUAUGAGUGUCUUUAAAUCAGCGAUGGGGUACUUCAGUUCUGGAGGUGCCAACGGAGGCAGUGAUAAUGAUUUUGUUGGUCAAUUUGUAGAAAUCGGGAAAAUGAAACUGCGAGUAAAAAAAGUCAUAGCUGAAGGUGGUUUUGCAUUUGUGUUUGUUGCUCAAGAUAUAUCUUUAGGCACUGAAUAUGCUUUAAAAAGACUAAUGGCAGCUGAUGAACAAGCAAAUAAGAAUAUUAUACAAGAGAUUAGCAUAUUAAAAAAGUUAUCGGGCCAUCCUAACAUUAUAAAGUACAUAGCUGCAUCAUUUAUAGACAAGACGAAGACUACCCAUGGAAUGGGAGAGUAUUUAUUGUUAACGGAUCUAUGUAGCGGAGGUAGUUUAAUGGAGGCGUUACAACAUAGAGGGCAGGCGUUUCCAUUGCAAACUAUUUUAAGAGUAUUCUAUCAGGCGUGCAGAGCUGUGCAGCAUAUGCAUAAUCAAGUACCACCAAUUGCACACCGUGAUCUCAAAUUAGAAAAUUUUUUAAUAUCUAAUGAAGGUACAAUAAAAUUGUGUGAUUUCGGAUCGGCUACGACCGACGUAUACACACCAAACCCUUCAUGGAGUGCAAAUCAGAGAAAUAUGCUAGAAGAAAACUUGGCUCAGUUUACAACACCGAUGUACAGAGCUCCCGAGAUGCUGGACACUUGGGAUAAUCGUAAGAUAGACCAUUCGGUGGAUAUUUGGGCGCUGGGUUGCAUUUUAUACACACUCUGCUUUAUGCAGCAUCCAUUUGAAGACUCUGCAAAACUGGCCAUACUGAACGGCAACUAUAACUUGAACCCCAAUGAUCAACGAUAUAAAUGUUUUCAUGAAAUCAUAACCGGCUGCCUGACUGUGAACCCUGAGGAGCGGCUGUCGAUCAGCGGAGUGCUGGAGCGUCUGGCGGCCAUCGCGGAGUCCAACAACGUCAAUCUGAAGCAACCACUCAAAUUUGAGCGUAAAAAAGUUGAACAAUCUGUGGCCACUAGCUCGCCAGUGACGAAGGAUGUAACUUCGAACAAUCAAGAGAUACCGAACUCCCGACCUCCGGAGCCAAGUCGUCCGCCGCCGCCCGCGCGCCCACCACCGGUCCCGCAGUACCACGCACCUCUACCGCAAACACCAGCCUCUGGUGGCCUGUUCUCCUCCAUCAAAGGUGGCGCUGGUAGCUUCCUCAAGAACCUUAAAGAUACCUCGUCUAAAGUAAUGCAAACUGUUCAGCAAUCAAUAGCUAGAACGGAUUUAGACAUAAGUUAUAUAACUAGUCGUAUAAUUGUGAUGCCAUACCCUUCGGAAGGUUUAGAAAGCGCUUAUAAAACUAAUCAUAUUGAUGACGUACGGGCGUUCCUGGAGAGUCGUCACCCGGGCAAGUACUGCGUGUACAACGCGUGCCGCGGCCGGGUGAACUUUGCGCGCGCGGCGCAGGACGCGGGCCGUGCGCUGUGGCCCAGCCCCGCCCACCGCGCCCCCCUCCUCUCUCCAUACUACGCCUUACUACAACACAUGUACCACUACCUCGGCAGUGAUGAUAGAGCCACUAUUGUCAUCACAUGUCAGGACGGUAAAUCUAUGUCAUGCAUGCUACUCUGCGGGUUACUAUUAUACGCUAAGCUGGUGACAGUCCCGGAGGACGCACUCCAGAUAUUCGCGGUGAAGAGAUCACCAAUCAGCAUAUCUCCCGCACAGCUUCGUUAUUUGUACUACCUUAGUAACAUUGUACGACCAGAGCCAGUUCUCCCACACUUUAGACCUGUUUCGCUAGUUUCUUUAACCAUACAACCGGUGCCAUUGUUUACAAAAGCAAGAGACGGAUGCCGACCAUACAUUGAGAUUUAUAAUGAAGAUCGUUUGAUUUUGUCAACUGUUCAAGAUUAUGACCGGAUGCAUCUUUACAUGAUGGCCGAAGGAAAGGUGACACUCCCGCUGGACAGCACAGUGACUGGCGACGUGUUGAUCAGCGUGUACCACGCGCGCCAGCAGCUGGGCCGCGUGCACGCUGUGCCCAUGCUCUCAGUCAGCUUCCACACUGGAUACCUCGCCUAUGACCAGCACGCCGUCAAGUUCACCAGGUCUGAAAUCGACGGCAUCGAAGAUUCCGGUCCUGUGAACGAGCACUUCUCGUCCAACGUGAGCGUGGUGCUGAGCCUGGUGGUGCAGCAUGGAGAGCGCCGCAAGCCGCGUUGUGACCUCUGGGAGGAAGACCACUCCUUCCCCGUGCGCACGCCAGACCUUCUCUUCUCCACCAACUUGGAGCGAGACGAGACUAUUGACAACUUUGCCAAUCUUCGAAAAAACACGACUGCAGUACCUCUUACAAUAACCUCGGACUACCCACCUAAAGAGGCGGAGAAGCGUCCUCCCGCGCGACCCGUGCCGCCCUCCCCCCAGCCACCGCGACCCGCACCACCGGUUCCUCCGCAACCUUCACAACAACCACAAAACGACACCGCAGAUCUCCUCAACAUAUCCAAUUCAGAGCGAAAGGAAAAAGCAGAGAAAUUGAAGAGCGAUGACUCAUUCGAUUUCUUCGGCAUGAUGGAAAAGCAAAAUGACGAUACUUUCGGCGAUUUUCUAAGUGGAAAGACUACGGAUAACGGACAGUCGAUUUUCGGUGAUCUACCAGCACCUUCUGAUCCUCCCGUCACCCGCGCCAACGUCAACUCCAGCGACCCCCUGAACUUUGACCCAUUCGGCCUUAACGACCCCCUGCCAAAGCAAGAGCCGCUGCUCACACCACAGUUGAUCAAGGAUGAAGGGCGUUCCCAAAGUGUACCAUUAGAUCAAGCACAACCAACACGGAAGGACCCGUUUGCUGACUUUAGUCUGCUUGGCUCUAACAUGCCGGCCAACUCCACACAGUCUACAGGUUCGAUUGGCUCCACGGGAUCGGCCCCGGGGGCCAUGCCACCUCCAGGGGCCAUGCCACCCCCGGGUGUGGGUCCGACUGGCAGCACCCCCCUGUUGACCCCACGCGGCUCCCCCGCGCACACUCCCGCACAUCAGCCCCACACUCCCGCCAGGUCACCAGCUCACCAACCAGAUUACAGUCGGACUCAUUUCGAAACAGCAAAAACUCCAGCUGAAGACAAAUGUAAGAAGUCUACAGAUAUAUUCGGCGAGCUGCUCGGCAGUCAGGGAUAUGACUUCGCCACCAAGCGGGACACCGGCCCUAAGACGAUCAACGCAAUGCGCAAAGAGGAAAUGGUCAAGGAAAUGGACCCAGAGAAACUUAAGAUACAUGAAUGGACGGAAGGUAAGAAGGCGAACAUUCGUGCGCUGUUAUGUUCGCUGCACACGGUGGUGUGGGAGGAUUGCCGCUGGACACGUUGCGACAUGUCUCAACUUGUGUCCGCCGCCGACGUCAAAAAGAAUUACAGGAAGGCAUGUCUUGCUGUACAUCCUGACAAGCAAAUGGGUACAUCUAAUGAGAACAUAGCGAAGAUGAUAUUCAUGGAAUUGAACAACGCUUGGAGCGACUUUGAAAACGACACCAAGCAACAAAACCUCUUCCAAUCUUAAUACCUUCAGCAAAAAUAUCGCAUAAUUGUUAUUAAAGCUUAAAGUUAUUUAGUGUACAACCGGCUUUAUUAAUUUAAGUAGGGUUGUCAUAAUUGCUACUUUAGUUUUUUUAAGUAUUUUGUAUGGGCCGUUAAAAUAGAAGUAUAGUUUAAAUCGAAUUUACAGCAUUUAAAUGUAGUAAA
Molecule: messenger RNA, 3898 nt
Organism: Papilio machaon (common yellow swallowtail)
Lineage: Eukaryota; Metazoa; Arthropoda; Insecta; Lepidoptera; Papilionidae
Gene: aux
Product: cyclin-G-associated kinase
Exons: 20
Coding region: 177-3716 (1179 amino acids)
Biological process (GO): protein phosphorylation; regulation of clathrin-dependent endocytosis; positive regulation of Notch signaling pathway
Cellular component (GO): cytoplasm
Molecular function (GO): protein serine/threonine kinase activity; ATP binding; AP-2 adaptor complex binding
Source: RefSeq, a predicted model, not a curated record